Molecule: messenger RNA, 1230 nt
Organism: Trametes versicolor FP-101664 SS1
Lineage: Eukaryota; Fungi; Basidiomycota; Agaricomycetes; Polyporales; Polyporaceae
Product: chorismate synthase
Exons: 5
Coding region: 1-1230 (409 amino acids)
Biological process (GO): aromatic amino acid biosynthetic process; chorismate biosynthetic process
Cellular component (GO): cytosol
Molecular function (GO): chorismate synthase activity; FMN binding
Source: RefSeq, a predicted model, not a curated record
AUGUCUACAUUCGGCACCCUUUUCCGCGUUACGACCUAUGGAGAGUCGCAUUGCGCAUCGGUAGGAGCUAUCAUCGACGGAUGCCCACCGGGUCUUCCGUUGGUCGCGCAAGACGUACAGACACAACUGAGUAGGAGAAGGCCUGGCCAGAGUAACCUCACAACCCCCAGAGAUGAAAAGGACCUCGUGCACCUCCAGUCCGGCAUCGAGCACGGCGUCACCCUCGGGACCCCCAUCGGCCUGCUCGUCCGCAACGAGGACCAGCGGCCGAAGGACUACUCCGAGACGGACCUCUACCCCCGCCCCAGCCACGCAGACUGGACCUAUCUCGAGAAGUACGGCGUCAAGGCGAGCAGCGGUGGUGGCCGCAGCAGCGCGCGCGAGACCAUCGGGCGUGUCGCCGCGGGCGCGAUCGCGGAGAAGUACCUGAAGCUCGCGUACGGCAUCGAGAUCGUGGCGUUCGUCUCCUCCGUAGGGAAGGUGCAGCUCCCCUCCUCCGUCUCGCCGCCUUCGCAGGUCUCGGCCGACGACGACGACACCGUCGAGGACGCGCUUAGCCCCGAGUUCGUCGAGCUUCUCAAGACCGUGACGCGCGAGACGGUCGACGCGCAGCCUACGCGCUGUCCGCACGCCGAGACGUCGGAGCGCAUGGUCAAGCGCAUCAUCCGCGCAAAGGAGGCGAACGACUCGAUCGGCGGGACAGUCACCUGCGUCAUCCGCGGCGUCCCCGCCGGGCUCGGCGAGCCCGUGUUCGACAAGCUCGAGGCGAAGCUCGGGCACGCGAUGCUCUCCAUCCCCGCGACGAAGGCGUUCGAGAUCGGCUCCGGCUUCCGCGGGACGCAGGUGCCCGGCUCGAAGCACAACGACGCGUUCGUGCGCCGCGCGGACGGCUCCCUCGGCACGACCACGAACUGGAGCGGGGGCGUGCAGGGCGGGAUCUCGAACGGGGAGGACAUCUACUUCCGUAUUGGGUUCAAGUCGCCCGCGACGAUCUCGCAGGAGCAGCAGACUGCGCAGUACGACGGGACUCCCGGCAAGCUCGCGGCUCGCGGUCGCCAUGAUCCCUGUGUUGUGCCCCGUGCUGUGCCCAUCGUUGAGGCGAUGGCGGCGCUCGUCAUCAUGGACCAGGUGCUCAUCCAAAACUCACGCAAGGCGGCGGCGGCACUCUUGCCGCCCAUCACGACCCUCCCCCCGACGAUGGUCAAGCCCCCUGCGGAGGAGUCGAAGUAA